AUGCCUCAGGGAAAGUUGAAAGAAGUGGAAAAUAUCGAUGGCUGGCUGAUGAAAGUUAAAAAAGAAAUCCCAACUCUCAAUGAAAAAAUAUACCAUUGUGCGGAAAGGACAACUAAAGUCCAGUGUUCGGCAGCCUUCGGAGUUCACAAAAGUACCGGUGUAAUCAGAGUUAUUAAACAACACAUUAACCAUGAUAAAGACUUGUUGUCGAAUGCAGUAAAAAUAGGUAGACAAGAGUUAAAGCGUCGAGCUGAAAAUGGAAAUGUCCGUGAUGUGAUCGACAGUGUAAGAGCUGAUUUCGGUGCUCAUGUUUCAGUGGCAAUUGGUGAUUACAAUUGUAAAAGACGAUUAGUUCAUUCUAGUAAGGCCAGAAAAGACCCAGAUACAAACAAAAUGAAUUCUGGAGGUGCUAUUUCUGAGAAAUACAAACGUACUUUGGAUGGUGAUGGUUUUCUCAUAAGAGAUGUUACAUUUAAUCAAGAACGAGUUCUCAUUUUCGGAUCGGAUGUAGGAUUAGAGCUUCUUUCAGCUGGAAAAGUUUUGAUGGUUGACGGAACAUUUUCAUGUUGUCCGGAUGGAUUUACUCAGCUCUUCACAUUUCAUGUUUAUUUAUCUGAAGAUGUUGUCAAGCCAGUAGUUUUUGCACUUUUGCCUAAUAAGCAAUUGGCCACCUAUGAGUUCAUGAUAAAUCAAUUGAAAAGACUUCCGUUUCUUCAAAACUGGAAACCAGAUAUGAUUAUUUCCGAUUUCGAAGUUAACAUCAAAACAGCUUUUGAAAGAAGUUUCCCAACUGCGUCGUUCCAUGGCUGCUUGUUUCAUCUCAUUCAAUCUUGGAGGCGCCGUGCAGAAAAGCUCAAGUUAUAUGAUGAACUUCUCACGGGUUCUCUCCAAGAUUUCUGGCAACUGCUUAAAGUUUUGCCAUUUAUUGAGGAAAGUAAAAUUGGAAGAUUCUUUGAAAUCAUAGUUCUGGAGACAGUUCCUAACAUUGUUGGUCCAGCAGUGAAUGAGUUUAUUGAUUAUGUUGAUGAGAACUAUGUUAGGGGACCAGUUGGUGGCACUCCCCGUUUCUCACCGUCGCUUUGGUCUUGCUCCUUGCAAACCAUCAACGGCAUCCACCGAACAUCGAAUUCCGUUGAAUGUUGGCACAGACUCUUGCAUUCUGUCACAACGAUGCAUCACGGUUUCACAAAAGUAAAGCUCUCAGACUUGCUUCACAAACUUCAAAUGGAAGAGCGACAUACCAGUAUGGAUUGGGCUGAAUUAAAAAUUAACCCCAACUUCAAGGUUAUCAAAAGUCGUAAAGUCUCCAAUAUUAUGAAGGAUAGAAGAUUGAAAUUAGCUGUUGAGAACAACCCCCCUCCUCCUUAUCUCCCUCUUGAUGGCGUCCAACUCUUGUGGUCUUUCGUCAAUGCCAAAAAGUAUUGA
Messenger RNA from Caenorhabditis remanei, 1425 nucleotides. RefSeq lists its product as uncharacterized. The record is from RefSeq and is a predicted model, not a curated record. NCBI's taxonomy places the organism in Eukaryota, Metazoa, Nematoda, Chromadorea, Rhabditida, Rhabditidae. Bases 1 to 1425 code for a protein of 474 amino acids. The transcript has 9 exons.